UUAACUUGUAUUUCUCUAUCCAAAACCAACUCUUUUUGUGCACUGUGGUGGAGAAAGUAAAUAAAAAGAAUGAAGUAUGGGUUUCUUUCCCCUAUACAUGACAAGGCUCCUAUGGGAAAGGGAAGUCUUCAUAAAGGAAAUGCCAAUGGUGUUAAGCAUAGUAAGUGUAUUAUUUUUCCUCCCAAAGUGAGUAUGGUUGCUGAAUCUCUAGAAAGAAGAAACCAGAAUUGGAUUGUUCGAGCAAAAGUUGCAAAUGAUUUGAUCAUACAAGUUGGGGAUUCCAUUUUUCAGUUACAUAAGCUUCCUAUGGUAUCAAGAAGUGGAUAUUUGAAUAGAUUAGUAUUCCAAAGAAUUUGCAUUAGAGACAAAAAUACAGUGUCUACGAUCCAAAUAGACAAUUUUCCCGGUGGAGCUGAAAUCUUUGAGUUGGUGGUGAAAUUCUGCUAUGGAUGGAAAGUUGAUCUGACAGCAGCCAACAUCGCUCCAGCAUACUGUGCUGCAUAUUUCUUAGAAAUGAGUGAUGAUCUUGAACAAGGAAAUCUUAUUUCUAAGGCAGAAACUUUCCUAAGUUUUAUACUCCUGACAUCCUGGAAAGAAAUAUUUCAGAUUUUCAAAAGUUGCGAGACAAUUGCUUCAUGGGCCAAGAAGUUACAAGUCUUGAAACGAUGCUCUGAAGCUAUUGCUUGGAAGGCUUCCAUGGACCCAAAAACAUUUACUGCUGGUGAUGAUGAUUCAUUGGGUUAUAACGCUCAAUCAAAUAACGCAAAAAACUCACAACAUAGUUGCAUAGCUGAGAAUUGGUGGUUUGAAGAUGUUUCAUUUCUUCGAAUAGAUCAUUUUCUUGAAGUCAUUGAAUCUACUAAAAGAAAAGGGGUAAGAUCAGAGCUUGUUGGAUCAUGCAUAGCUCACUGGACAGAAAAAUGGAUUUCUCAAAUUCCUUUUGGACAACACAAUCAGCCAACACACCAGUUAUUGAAAGUUACCGCAGAAAGUUUGAUUAAAGUACUUCCAGCGGAAAAAAACUCAGUUUCCUGCAAUUUUUUGCUUCACCUUCUCAAGUUGGGAAUUAUGAUGAGAAUUGAGUUUGAACUGUUAAACAAGCUAGAACAAAGGAUAGCUCUUAUGUUGGAGCAGUGUUCUGCUUCAGAUCUCUUAGUGAGGAAUUAUGGCAAUACUGAUACUGUUUAUGACGUGAGAAUCAUUACAAGGGUGGUUGAAUCAUAUGUUUCUUCUGUGUUAAAUAAUCCAGCACCAAGAAUAUAUGUUGUUGGAAGGUUGGUGGAUGAGUAUCUUACGAUGAUUGCUAAGGAUGAGAAGCUUCCAAUUAAACAUUUUCAAUUGCUUGCAGAAGCAUUACCAAAAGAUGCCCGAUAUUGUGACGACAACCUCUAUAGAGCCAUAGACAUGUAUCUCAAGGCACAUCCUAAACUAACAGAAGAAGAAAGAACUAGUGUGUGCAAAGCCAUGGACUAUCAUAAACUAUCAGAAGAAGCUCGCCAGCAUGCGAUGAAGAAUGAAAGAUUGCCCUUGUAUAUCUCAAUGCGACUUGCCCUUCUUGAACAAGUAAAUAUGACAAAAUCAUCGACAAAUAAUAGAUCCAACUACAGAAGAACAAAGACUCAAACUAUUAUCAGAAUAAGCAAGGGUUUAGAUAAGGGAUGUAUGACACCUCAGAAAGAAUUAACUAUGAUGAAGAAAGAGGUCGAGAACAUGAAGGUGCAACUAAAUGCAUUGCAGAAGUGUAAAAUUCAGCUUCAGAGACAAAUAAAAGGAUGCACUAUCUAGAAAUAGGGAUCCAGGUUCUGUCAAAGCAUUGUAUUAGCAUCUUUUAUGUUGCUUUGUUUGAAAGUCCAUUACAAUACCUGCAGAAUGUUGUAGAUUGUGGAAGAAAACGUGACAUUUUUAUUUUAUGCUUCACGAGAAGAUGGUAUGUUCUUAUCUGAAAUGCAAUUAUAUUAGAUAA
Messenger RNA from Hevea brasiliensis (rubber tree), 1963 nucleotides. Its product is annotated as root phototropism protein 3. Lineage: Eukaryota; Viridiplantae; Streptophyta; Magnoliopsida; Malpighiales; Euphorbiaceae. The record is from RefSeq and is a predicted model, not a curated record. Gene Ontology annotation, molecular function: protein binding. The coding region runs from base 70 to 1785 and encodes 571 amino acids. The transcript has 4 exons.